Molecule: messenger RNA, 2062 nt
Organism: Lathyrus oleraceus (garden pea)
Lineage: Eukaryota; Viridiplantae; Streptophyta; Magnoliopsida; Fabales; Fabaceae
Exons: 1
Coding region: 30-1760 (576 amino acids)
Molecular function (GO): RNA binding
Source: RefSeq, a predicted model, not a curated record
AAAAGAAGAGGGAAAGAAAAAACCCAAGAAUGGACAAAGGCAAAGGAGGAAACGGUGAAACCAGUGAUCCCGUUGAUCACUCCAACCGCAACAAUGUUACACCCGCCAUAGCCGAUGGUGCUUUCUUGGCCGAAGAAGACGAAGAUUACAAUGAACUUUACGGUGGUAUAUAUAUUGGUGAUAUAUAUAUUGGCCCAGGUUCCCUUCAACCUUUGCCAAUAAAUAAGGAUUCAGGAGUUAAAAACAACGAAGUUGAACGUAAGAAGCCGCCGCCACCACCACAACAACCGCAGCCACUUCUGUCUGUUCAAAAUGCAGGUAGGGUUUCUUUACCAGGUACAAGUGGAAUUGGGCAAAAGCAACCAUUUGUUGUAGGAGAAAGUACUUGGUUUUUUUUGGGUGGAUUGCACUGGUGGACUAAGGAUGCUGAUGUCGAAUACGAGCUUUGUAAGUAUGGAGAAGUUAGGGAAGUAAGGUAUUUUUGUGAUAAAGCUAGUGGAAAAUUCAGAGGGUAUUGUCAGGUUGAGUUUUAUGAUCCUUUAGCUGCAGCUAGUUGUCAGAAAGGGUUGAUUGGACAUGAGUUUAACGGUAGGCCAUGUAUUGUUUCUUCUACGUUGACGCGUACUAUUAGUACGAAUCAACAUGAUAGGGAUAAACAGGGAAAGAAGAAGCCCGAUGAGGUUGAGGCUACUAAGCGUGGUGAUGGUAAUGGUGGGAGAGGCGGUAUCAAAGAAGGUGGAGAUGUGGAUAAUCAGGGAAAGAAGAAGCCCGAUGAGGUUGAGGCUACUAAGCGUGGUGAUGGUAAUGGUGGGAGAGGCGGUAGCAAAGAAGGAGGAUAUGUGGAUAAUCAGGGAAAGAAGAAGCCUGAUGAGGUUGAGGCUACUAAGCGUGGUGAUGGUAAUGGUGGGAGAGGUGGUAUCAAAGAACGUGGAGAUGGUAAUGGUGGGAGAGGUGGUAUCAAAGAACGUGGAGAUGGGGAUAAUAGAGGUUACGGAAGAGGUAAUUGGGGGAGAGGGAACAAUCUUGGGAUGGGGAAUAGAGGACAUGGUAAUCCGGUGAGGAAUCUGGGCGGUGGAAUGGGUGGUAGAUCGACCAGGAUGGGUGGUCCCACGAGUAGAAUGGGUGGUCAGGCAGGCUUUCCCGGUGGCCCGAAACCUCCGUUCCCCAGGAUUUUGCCUUCAUACCCUAGAGUUGGUUUGCGCGGUGGUCCUAAUAUGGGAAUGCGGCCGGGUCCAGAUAUGGGCAGAUGGGGUGGUAGAGGCAAGGUUGCAGAGACAAGUUAUGGGGAGGAAGCUGCACGUGAGCAUCAGUACAAUGAGGUGGGUCGUAACAGAGGUGGUUCGCUUAAUGCUGUGCGAGAAAAAGAUAGAGGAUCGGAGAGAGAUUUUCCGCGUACUUGUGAAAGACCAUUAGAGGAUGAUAGAGUUCAUGCAUUUGACAGAUAUGUGCCUAGUGAAAAUGAUUUGGAGCAUGACCAUGAAGAAAGAAGGAAUCUUGAUGAUAGAGAAGUUAGUCGUUCACGGUCUCCUCGGGACAGUUAUCAUGCGCGAUCUAUAGACCAUGGACGUGAUCGCGAAAGAGGUUGGAAUCGUGACAGGCACAGUGAAGAUAGGGACAGAUAUGCUGAUCAUCAUGGAUUCACAGACCACGCGCGACAGCACAAUGAUGAGCAGGAGAGGGGACGGCCAUCGAGGACUAGCAUCAAAUCACGAUUAUCAUAUCCGUCUAGAAAAUAUACACAUAAUGGAAAAAGGAGAUAGUUUAGCUUUUGAAUAACAUUGUAUCCUGCAUAUUAUAUCAGUCUUUUCGUUGAUGAAGGAAAGAACAGUAACUGAAAAUUCCGAAUUUGUCAUCGUUGUUUGAAUUCUCUGAUUGUGCUCCUCUAGUUCAGAAGUUGUUAAGCAGCUGUUUUAUUUAAUUUACUUGUUAUGGCUGCUUCUUGUUUGAAGCAUGAUUUUCAGUAUUGGAAGUUCAAGAAUGACAUGACGAUCCUUUUCUUAUUCGCUUUCGAUUUGCAUUUAUGUUUAGUUAAUGUACACGAUUAAACCAACAAUGUUGGUGU